AUGAGGCUGGGAUUCUUCUGUGCUCUGCUUUCUCUCCUGGCAGGGCAUGGCUGGGCAGACACCCGAGCCAUUGGGGCUGAGGAAUGCCGCCCCAACUCGCAGCCCUGGCAGGCCGGGCUCUUCUACCUCACCCGUCUCUUCUGUGGGGCUUCCCUCAUCAGUGACCGCUGGCUGCUCACAGCUGCCCACUGCCACAAGCCGUAUCUGUGGGUCCGCCUCGGGGAGCACCACCUCUGGCAAUGGGAGGGUCCAGAGCAACUGUUCCGGGCCACGGAUUUCUUCCCCCACCCUGGGUUCAACAAGGAUCUCAGGGCUCAUGACCAUAGUGAUGACAUCAUGCUGAUCCGUCUGCCCAGGAAGGCAUACCUGGGACCUGCUGUGCAGCCCCUCAACCUCAGCCAGACCUGCGUCUCCCCAGGCACCCAAUGUCUCAUCUCAGGCUGGGGGGCCGUGUCCAGUCCUAAGGUGCAGUACCCACUCACGCUACAGUGUGCCAACAUCAGCAUCCUGGAACACAAACUCUGCCAUCGGGCUUAUCCAGGCCACAUCUCGGAUGGGAUGCUCUGUGCCGGCCUCUGGGAGGGGGGCCGAGGCUCCUGCCAGGGUGACUCUGGGGGCCCCCUGGUUUGCAACGGGACCCUGGCUGGUGUGGUGUCUGGGGGUGCCGAGCCCUGCUCCAGACCCCGGCGCCCAGCCGUGUAUACCAGCGUGUGCCACUACGUGGACUGGAUCCGAAAGACCAUGGAGGACAACUGA
Canis lupus familiaris (dog) is the source of this 756-nucleotide messenger RNA. It is a transcript of the gene KLK9, whose product is annotated as kallikrein related peptidase 9. The transcript has 5 exons. Bases 1 to 756 code for a protein of 251 amino acids. Gene Ontology annotation, molecular function: serine-type endopeptidase activity. The record is from RefSeq and is marked provisional. Gene Ontology annotation, biological process: proteolysis. Lineage: Eukaryota; Metazoa; Chordata; Mammalia; Carnivora; Canidae.